AUGGAUGCGUUGAUUGAGAUUUCUGUGAUUGCAGAUAUGGCGCAUAAACACGCCACCAGUGAAACAGAAUAUGCCGGUGCUUUUGUUCCUCAUUCACUGGCUGUCAUGCAAAUUAGCGCCGACCAGGCGCUGGAAACAGCCAGCAAAAUGCUCAUGGCUGAUGUGCGGGAGGGUGACAAGCUGCAAAGAAGCUAUCAGGCGUUUGCUGAGCAGUUUGGUUUUGGGAAAAGGGAAACCGCAGAUGCGCUGAAGCGUCUUCGCGAUGCCGGGUUUAUUACUCUGGAUUUACGCACGGUGGAAAUGCUAGACGGGGCGCGGAUGGAUGAGUUACGGUCUGAGAUGGCGUUUGCGGAGACUGGGGAAAAACCGUGGCCUUAUCGUUCCUGCCGGAUGCGUGAAGGUCGCGGAUAUUGCGAAAAACAUGGCGAAUAUCACACGCAUAUUCUGGUGUGGGGGGAUCGUAAUGGCGAGGACAGAGAGAAAAUUUCACACUGCCCUCACUGCCUGAGUGCUGAAAUCAACGAUGUGAUUAUGGAGUUGUCGUCCCUGAAGGCGGAAGAACUGACUGAUAACGCCGGAAUUGCACUGCGUUUUCGUGACUGUGAGUUUGAAAACUAUCAGGAGAUUAAUCCUGACGCAGCCAGAAAUCUUGCUGCCUGUCGUCGCUAUGCCGAAAACUGGGCGGAUGUUCUGGAGAACGGCACAAAUCUCGUGCUGACUGGCAGUUGUGGCACCGGGAAAAAUCACCUGGCGGUUGCGAUGGCAAAAUAUGUCAUCCGCAACUAUCUCGCCAGUGUUGAGAUCACCGACGUGAUGCGCCUGACCCGGGCUGUGAAAAACUGCUGGCGGAAUGACAGCGAAAAAACUGCGGAUGAGGUGAUUGAGCAUUAUGCAUCACUGGAUCUGCUGAUUAUCGACGAAGUGGGUGUCCAGUUUGGUAGCGCGGCGGAAAUGGCCAUUCUUCAGGAAAUUAUCAAUGCCCGGUACGAAAGCAUUCUGCCAACCAUCCUGAUCAGCAAUCUUUCACCGAAGGCGUUGUGGGCAUACAUCAGUCCACGUAUUGCUGACAGGGUUACGGAUGGUGGCCGUAACCUGUUGUCCUUUAACUGGCCCAGCUACCGUGCACAUGCCGGAGGUGUGGCAGCAUGA
Messenger RNA from Cooperia oncophora, 1149 nucleotides. Lineage: Eukaryota; Metazoa; Nematoda; Chromadorea; Rhabditida; Trichostrongylidae. The record is from the annotation of a GenBank genome assembly.